Molecule: messenger RNA, 366 nt
Organism: Kazachstania africana CBS 2517
Lineage: Eukaryota; Fungi; Ascomycota; Saccharomycetes; Saccharomycetales; Saccharomycetaceae
Gene: TAH1
Product: Tah1p
Exons: 1
Coding region: 1-366 (121 amino acids)
Cellular component (GO): cytosol; mitochondrion
Molecular function (GO): heat shock protein binding
Source: RefSeq, a predicted model, not a curated record
AUGAGCUUCGAUCAUUUCAAGACAGAGGGGAAUCAAUACUUCAAGGAGGGAAACUAUGCCUCAGCCAUUAAAAGUUACGAAAAAUGCAUUGAGAUCAAUCCAGAAAAUCCUAUAGGUUAUAGCAAUAAGGCGAUGGCCCUGAUUAAGGCUAAUAAGAACCAAGAGGCUGUAAGAACGUGUCAAGAUGGGUUGAAAAGAGUUAGCAAGAAUGAUGCAACUCACGAGACAAUACAAAAGAAGCUGGAAUAUAGGUUAGAGUUAGCUGAAAAAGCUUUGAAUAAGGAAGUACCAAAAGAGGUAAACUUAGUUGAAAAUCUUGUGAUUCAUGAAGUAGAUUCCCUUCCAAAAGAGUUCGCCGGCCUUUGA